Bubalus bubalis (water buffalo) is the source of this 948-nucleotide messenger RNA. Its product is annotated as olfactory receptor 56A3-like. Gene Ontology annotation, molecular function: olfactory receptor activity; G protein-coupled receptor activity. NCBI's taxonomy places the organism in Eukaryota, Metazoa, Chordata, Mammalia, Artiodactyla, Bovidae. The transcript has a single exon. The record is from RefSeq and is a predicted model, not a curated record. Gene Ontology annotation, biological process: G protein-coupled receptor signaling pathway. The coding region runs from base 1 to 948 and encodes 315 amino acids. Gene Ontology annotation, cellular component: membrane.
AUGGCAGCACACCAAAAUGGCAGCAUCUCCACUGAGUUUUCAGACUUCCUCCUGAACUGUUUUGUCAGGUCCCCCAGCUGGCAGCACUGGCUGUCCCUGCCCCUUAGCUUCCUCUUGCUCCUGGCCCUUGGUGCCAACAUCACCCUCCUGAUCACCAUCUGGCUGGAGGCCUCUCUGCAUGAGCCCAUGUACUACCUGCUCAGCCUGCUCUCCUCACUGGACACAGUGGUCUGUCUCACUGUCAUCCCCAAGGUCCUGGCCAUCUUUUGGUUUGACCUCAGGUCCAUCGGCUUCUUUGCCUGCUUCUUUCAGAUGUUCAUCAUGAAUAGUUUCUUUGCCAUGGAGUCCUGCACAUUCAUGGUCAUGGCCUAUGACCGCUAUGUGGCCAUCUGCCAUCCAUUGAGGUACCCAUCCAUCAUCACUGACCAAUUUAUAACCAAGGCAGCCAUUUUCAUUUUGUCCAGAAGUGUCUUUUUGACACUGCCCAUCCCCAUUCUCUCAGGACGUCUGCAUUACUGUGGGAGAAACAUCAUUGAGAACUGCAUCUGUGCCAAUAUGUCUGUCUCCAGGCUCUCCUGUAAUGAUAUUACCAUCAAUCGUCUCUACCAAUUUGCUGGAGGCUGGACUCUGCUGGGAUCUGACCUCAUCCUCAUCUUCCUCUCCUACACCUUCAUACUGAGGGCUGUGCUGAGACUCAAGGCACAGGGAGCUGUGGCCAAGGCCCUAAGCACAUGUGGCUCCCACUUCAUCCUGAUCCUCUUCUUCAGCACCAUCCUUCUGGUUUUUGUCUUCACACUUGUGGUAGAAAAGAAAAUGUCCUCUGAUGUGCCUGUCUUGCUCAAUGUCCUCCACCAUGUCAUCCCUGCAGCCCUCAACCCCAUUGUCUAUGGGGUGCGAACCCAGGAGAUCAAGCAAGGAAUCCAGAGGUUACUGAAGAAAGGAUUGUGA